UUGCUGCUUGGGUCAUCACCAGGAAAAAAGUAGAAAGAAAAUGUUAGUAGUAGUUGUAGUAACAAGAAGCCGGCCGCCGGCUGAUCACGAGUGGAAGUCAUCCUCGGGGCGAAGGAGUUUCAUUCAUGAGAUAAGUCCGACUAUCCGGCACAUUGUUGGAAGAGACGGGAUGCAGUGAAAAUCGCAUCCCGUGCUGCUCCGCACACGCGAAUAAAAAUUGUAUAAUCAAAUUAGAAAAACAAAUUAUUGGUGCACUUGCGGGUUACCGAACCAAGUAUAAUUUGCAAUCUGCAAACCAAACCCUGUUGUGUAUUAUUGAAGUCUCGUUACAAUCCAAGUACAAAGCAACAUCGUUUUAGUUCUAGUCAAAAUAUAUAGUUUAUUUAUUUUGAAUGCAAGAAUACAAAAGACGAUGAUUGGAGUGAUAUCGUAUGGCAAUCGGAAGCGCAGCUCGAACUGUUUCAACGGUAAGCAUCGCUGGGUAUCGGAAGGACGCUCGAAUGGAGGAAAACGUUCGAGGAAGGCACGAAAUAGUCAAACCGGCAACCGUCCGGCGACGGCUGCGGCCCCUAGCAGUAGUAGAGGUGUUUGCCACGAGAGAGCGCCCCUAGCUCUGGUAGACUGUGAUCGCACCCGGGUAGUAAAAUCAACUGUGGCAAAGCGAAGAAAGCAGCGCCACCAAAAGGCGGACCCGACAACCGUUAGACGUCUUCAUUUGGCAGUGACAGCAGCAGAAGGAGAGAGCUGCAAAAAACAAGACCAAGACCAAAAAAUAUCAUCAAGAUCGACAAGUUUGGCAAGUUUGUCGGCCGAUGGUGGUGGUGUUGAAGAAGCAGCAGCGGUUGCUAGUGGUGAAAUGUGCGAAAAUAAUCCCGUUCCGUCCGGUGGCGGAGGAUCGGGCAGGAAACGGGGUCACCAGCAUCAUCCGAGAUUCGGGGGCAACAGGAAAUCGAACGUUCCAGCGGAGGAAGUGAUUGCAGCCCUGAGAGGAGCCAUCGAUUGCGGUGGCAUCAAUGCUAGCGGAAUAAUAAUUGGCGGAGGAGGAAUCGGAACAGCAGGCAGUAUUAGUAGCAGCUCGUCGUCGUCGUCACUGGCCCUGCUCGGGAUCGGUGGCAACAAUAAUGGCAGCAGCGGGCUGGUAAACACAGACAAUGACGAGAAUGGCAAUCUUUGUCAGAAUGUCACCGAAGGGGACGGCAAACUGCAAUCGCCAAUGGCAAUCGACGAUGAGAAUGGCAGCGACGAUGAUGAUGUUGAUGAUCUUGUAAAUAAUAAUAGCUCCAUUGUUGUUGGCCAGGAUCUGAACCAGGAAGCAGUAGCGGCAGACCCUCACCCAGAUAGUAAAAGUAAAAGCAUACCACGGUUGGCUGAGAAUGACGAGCUUAUCGUCGAGGAACCAAAACAACAACGACAAAGCAAUAGUCUAGUAGUUAGUAGUGACCUAAACAAUAGCAGCGGCAGCAUACCCAAAAGCAAGCUAAUAGUGAUAGACUACGAGAAGGAGCAGCAGAACCAUGAGGGAAGCAAAAGUCCGUCGGAAAUCAAGCUGGAGGAACCGUCCAGCGGUCAGGAGCUAGUCAAACAAAUUAACAAAAAGCUUAAGCGCAGUAAAAAGAGUCCGUCCUCGGAUGAUUCCAGCAGCACAGCGGCAACGACGACGAGCAGCCGGAAAAAGUCAUCCGGCAGCAGUAAAAAAUCUUCUAAAACCACCACCAACGCCGAUGGCAGCACGAAGCAGCGGAAAAAGGUUCGCUCCUCGACGGCGGCAUCGGGGGACAUCUCGAAGCUGGAACGGGCUUCCGGAGACGGUGCGGCCAACGAAGACGAUCACAUACCAACCGGGCUGGACGAGGCGGAUCCGGAUGCAGCCGAGUGGGCCAAACUGCGUUGCACCAGCGAGCGGACCGAGGUCAUCGCCGAGCGAGAACACCGGAGGCAGAAGCGGUGCGCCGACUACCCGGGACUGGCCUUCGGACGAUCCAUCUUCAGCUCCGACACCAUGAUGAAAUUCAACAUCAUCCGGAACGAACUGCAUAACAUCAUGAAAACACAGUUGAAACGGGUAAGUUUUUCCAACGAUUUCUAA
Molecule: messenger RNA, 2086 nt
Organism: Uranotaenia lowii
Lineage: Eukaryota; Metazoa; Arthropoda; Insecta; Diptera; Culicidae
Exons: 1
Coding region: 413-2086 (557 amino acids)
Source: RefSeq, a predicted model, not a curated record